Molecule: messenger RNA, 1542 nt
Organism: Ceratosolen solmsi marchali
Lineage: Eukaryota; Metazoa; Arthropoda; Insecta; Hymenoptera; Agaonidae
Exons: 3
Coding region: 625-1275 (216 amino acids)
Source: RefSeq, a predicted model, not a curated record
UUGGUAGUAACAGGAACGCGAACAGACCUGUUUUCCUCGAGGGACGCUCGUACUCUUACUAAGAGUUGAGGAGGACAAACGUCAAGAUCAGCUCCUCGUUCUCUUGGCUGUUUUCUCAGGCGAGAAGACGAUCGUUUCGUCAUCAGCGCGAGCGAGCUCAGCCAUCUCGAGCCAAUACGUAAAGAGGAGACGACGGCACGGACGGCACGGACGGCACGGACGGCAGGAAUAAUAUGGGCAUAUUUCGCGAAUUUCCAACAGUCUUCAAUCUUUAUAAGAAGUACAGUUAGACUGUGACUGAUUCAAAGCUUCUUGUCGAAGCUUUAGUAAUCGCGCAGAGAACUGGGAGGAUCGAGUUUUGUGGAGUAUUCAUUAUUUCGUACGUGAGAGUGUCAUCGAUUUGGCGAAGUUAUUUGGCGAAGAAUACCAAAGAUUGUUCAAGGAUCUCAAAUAAUAAAAAUAAUUAAACAAAAAAUAAGACAAAAGCAAAAAAAGAAUAGGAGUGAUAACUGUAUCCGGUGAAUCAGUCUUUUAUUCAAAAAAUUGUAAAGAAUAACAGACUCUAAAUAAGGUCAUUGUGAAGUUUAUCUGAUAUUCUAUAAUAUUUUCCAAAUACUAAAUAAAAUGAGUAAGUCCAAUUUUAUUCAAGAGGAGGAUAGUACUAUCAAAAAAGCCCCUACGUUAGUUAGGCGUGUCUCUGAUAUGUUUAAGGAUGGAACUUACAGUGGACCGCCAUCUCUCUUUUCUCAGAAGAUUAGGCAUUGCUGUCAGAAUUUAAAUCUCUUUCCAUACUUGCUUUAUUCUUUUGAAAAUUCCAAGUCUCAUCCAAUAGCGAAGAAAGUUAAUUUGUGCUUUGAUUUGUUACUUAGAAAUUUCAUUCAACGACUUUUAUUUGUAUACACGCGUUUACGACGAGCAGCUUUGUGUGGCCUUCAACAGGUAUCGUUAUUGUCUUCCAAGAAAGAAAUUGAAGAGCAGAAUUAUAUUUUUGCAAAAAAUGAUACAAAAGCUAGGUUAUGUAACUUUCAAAAGCAGAAACCAAAACGCAGUCCUGUACUUCUUAUAAUUGCAAUUUAUCUGGCUCCUUUGAUUCUUGCCCUUCAAUUAAUUGGACUAUGUAGUCUGCUUAUUUUUGGCAAGUAUACACCUGGAUUUAUUUUUCUUGUGACUUCGUUAGUAUUACUUGGAUAUAUAUCCAUGAAAAUAAUGUUCCAUGAUGCAGCAACAGUUCGAAGCAAAAAGGAAGAAAGGUGGGAGAUAAAGAAACUGGAUUGAUUUUGUAUUUCUUUCUAGAUCUUUAAAUAAAAUAUAAAUAGAAUUCUUUCAAUCAUAUCACUAUAAAUACUCGAUACUUUAAGAUAUUUACUUAGUUGCACCAACAUUCUAAAUAACUUGCAUUACAGAAAAAAAUAAAAUUUGGCUAAUCUAUCAUUUACUUUUUCUACAUUUACAUAUUUAUGCAGACAGUUCUUAUGUCCUCGAUGCAAGAUAAUUUUCAAUGAUUAAAUAAUUAUUAUAUUAUAGUGUUAUGAUUCACCAACA